CGGUGCAUGUCGCUGUGUGAGAGCUAGGGUCGAGGAUGCAGAGUUAAAAUGUCAUUUGUUUGCUGUUUUUAACUUUCUGUGAUUCUUGUGUUACAGUCCAGCGGCCUUUAGGCCCCAUAGCAUCCUAACUACUAAGCUAGCCUAAAUAGCGUUUGGUUUCACUCCUUAGCUUUGCUGUUAGCAAGGCGGCUCACAAACAGGAUUGUGGCGCUCCUGCUAACAUUAGCCGCUAGCUACGGGUCUGGUUUUGGCUUUGAUAGGCAAUGCAAAUGUAGAAACAUUGGCAAAUUUACCAUCGUUACAACAUUAACAACACACGAGUAGUGCAUGUUAAUUUUCCGCCCAUACUCCGGUUGGUUGUAGAGUACCCGCGCACUCUGUUAGCCCCAAAUCUUAACUCUGGAGAUCUAUUUUAAAAGAAAAAAUUUUAAAAUAAGGCUUUGUCAAAAGACCUGAUUCUAUUUACUGAUGCUGUGAACAAUGUCUGGACAAGUGCUGGAUGAAAUAGUACAAAUAACAGUGGAGGAGUUUAACCAGGAUGGCCGUAGUGAUUUGCUGGACAGUACUGAAGACGGUGAAGAAAGGACACAGAAGAAAAAGAGGAAACUAAGCAGCAGUCAGGACAACAACAACAGUAAUCAAGAACUAUCUUUUAUUAAGAAUCUUCUGGUUUCAUUCACUGAGUCGAUUAGCCAGCGCCUGGAAGGAAUUGAGUCAAAGCUACAGUCCUUAGACGCAACGUGCAAAGUCCUUGUCCGCAAACUUGACAGCAUGGCUCCCUGUGCAAAGAGCCCCGUACAAGUUCCUAUGGUUGCAGGUUCUCCUCAGGGCGCCACUCAAACUUGGAACAAAGUUCGAUGCGUUGUCCCACAAACAAAUGUGAUUGUUAGCAGAGAACACACAAAGGGAUUAAACCAGGAAGACACUCCUCUUGAAAAUCUGCUCAGCAACACAGUGGCCAGGAGGCGACAGAAUACCAUUCUGGUUAAAGUGCCGGGUGCUGAAGAGAGUCAAGAGGAACAAGAGAGCGGCUCAGAGGCCAGUGACUCUGUUUCCAACAGUGGUCAGUCAGGCGGUGCACAAAAUGGUCAAAAUGUCACACUCAUCACACUCAAUGCAGAAGAAGAUUAUCCAGAAGGCACUUGGUUGGGAGAUGAAAACAACUCAGAGAUGCGGGUUCGCUGUCCAAUUUCUCCGUCUGACAUGCUUUAUAUCAGCACAAACUGCCGCACGGCAGAGAAAAUGGCUCUGACACUGCUGGACUACCUAUUCCACCGGGAGGUCCAGGCAAUGUCAAAUCUCUCCGGGCAAGGGAAACAUGGAAAGAAGCAACUAGACCCUCUUAUGAUCUAUGGCAUCCGAUGCCACUUGUUCCACAAAUUUGGCAUCUCUGAAUCAGACUGGUACCGGAUCAAGCAAAGCAUUGAUUCAAAGUGUCGUACCGCCUGGAGACGCAAGCAGCGGGGCCAGAGCCUGGCAGUGAAGAGCUUUUCCAAACGCACUCCACGCAGUACGGUGGCAGAGGAAGGCAUCUCAGAUGAAGCUGCUCAAAUAGAGACCGCCACCCAACAGACCCUGCAUUACACACUGGCCAAUCAACAGGUCCAGUUCCAUCGUAUUGGUGAGGAUGGACAGGUUCAGGUGAUUCCACAGGGACAGCUGCACAUCGCCCAGGUGCCACAAGGCGAAGAGGUGCAGAUCACACAGGACAGUGAGGCAAGUUUUUAUCAGUGCUCGUCUGAUAGAAGUCAAACAACAUCGGACCAAUUUUCCAAACUCGUUUUGUCUGUUAAAUGAUACAAGCACCUCAUCACUGUUUCUUUUUUCAACCCACUCAUAUCUGUUACACCUCAUUCAUGUUUGAGAGGCUGGUUGGAAAUAAAGUUAAUGAUAUCUACAGCUGCCACAUUUUAGAAGCCAGAUUCUUGAGAGUUUGUUAUGGAACUGACUUACAGUAUCCAACUGACUUUUCUGUUUUUGACUAUCUUGUUUUUUUUAUUUAUUUAAGAAAUGUCCUUUUCUUUUUAUGGAAGAUAAAUAUUAAACCCUUCAAGAACUUUGGACAAAUUAUUUUCCCAUAGACAUAGCGCUUCAGUUAUAGAAAUAGCGGGGUUAGACAUUAAUGGUUGUAUAUAGAGUUAUAUGUUGUCAGUGUUGUCCCAUGAAAAGAUAUACUUAAAUACUUGCAGGAAUGUGAGGGGUGUACUCACUUUUGUGAUGCACUGUAAUCUGCCAAUUGCAUUAAAACCUUUUUU
Molecule: messenger RNA, 2255 nt
Organism: Poecilia latipinna (sailfin molly)
Lineage: Eukaryota; Metazoa; Chordata; Actinopteri; Cyprinodontiformes; Poeciliidae
Gene: banp
Product: BTG3 associated nuclear protein
Exons: 10
Coding region: 481-1797 (438 amino acids)
Biological process (GO): negative regulation of protein catabolic process; protein localization to nucleus
Molecular function (GO): DNA binding
Source: RefSeq, a predicted model, not a curated record